GGAGAUGGCGCUAACUCUGAGACCUUCAGACAGCGGUUCAGGAGAUUUCCUUUACCAGGAGGGGGCUGGGCCCCGGCAGGCUUUCUGUCAGCUCUGGGAAUUUUGCUGUCAGUGGCUACAGCCGGGGUUGUGCACCAAGGAACAGAUUGUAGAAUUGUUGGUGCUAGAGCAGUUCUUGACCAUCUUACCCGUGAAAAUCCAGAACUGGGUACAGGAACAAUGUCCAGAAAGUGGAGAGGAGGCAGUGGCUCUAGUGGAAGAUUUAGAAGAGGAGCCUGGAAGACCUGGACAUUCUCUCUGUGAAGGGCAGGAAGUGCACUUGGAGAAGAUGACACCCCUGAAAUCAUCACAGGAGUUAAUAAGUGUUCGGCAGGAGUCAGUGAAACCCCAGUCCAGGGGUAUACCCAAGAAAGAGAGGGUAAGAAGCCCAGACACGGGACCAAAGGAACAGCUGAAACCGAAGUAGAAUCACAGACCUUUUCAAAGGACAGGAUUUCUGUUUCCUAAAUGUGGUACAGUCUCCAGGCUAGAGCAAGGAGAACCCAUGAUCCCUGAUCUGCUGAAUUCCACAGAGAAGGGACUCCCAAGAGGCAGUCAUACUGGAGAUAGACAAAUGCCUCUUCAUCUGUUACCAUCUAGGAGGGAGAAAAGAAGCUGGGUAGUACAGGAUCACUGGGGCUUGGAGGAUGAGAAGGUGGCAGGUGUGUAGUGGGGCUAUGAAGAGACCAGAACACUCCUCACAAUUCUCAGUCAGACUAAGUUUUAUGAGGCUCUCUGAAACUGUCAUAGAAACAGCCAAGUGUAUGGGGCAGUGGCUGAGCUGCUCCGGGAGUAUGGCUUCCUCCGGACCAUGGAACAGUGUCGGACCAAGUUUAAAGGUCUCCAGAAGAGUUUUCAGAAAGUCAAGGGCGACCCACCUGAGACCUGUCUCUUCUUUGAAGAGAUGGAAGCCCUGAUGAGUGCCCAGGUCAUUGCCCUGCCCAGUAGCGACCUGAAAGGGGCAGCAUUUCACUGUGAUCUAGUAGGCAGUGAUGCUGAGACUCAGAAGCCAAGGCAAGAGGGCUGGCAGUGUGAUAGGGAAGCACAAACAGCCCCAGUUGAGGAGUCCCACAGGGAUCCAAUGGCCCGCAGGGAGGCCACCCUUCAGGACUCUAACCAUUCAUCUGCACCAGUCCUAUUCAGAAGCCCAAGUGGUGUACACCGGGGCUAUGAAGAGACCAAGACUUAUCUUGCAAAUCUUAGUGAGACACAGUUUUAUGAAGCACUCCAGGAUUGUCACCACCUCAGUCAACUGUAUGAAGCAGUGGCUGAGUGCUUAUAAUGGACACCAGAGCAGUGCCAGACUAAAUUUAAAAGCUUACGGACCCGCUAUCAGAAGAUCAAGAAUGGCCAAGCACCAGAAAUCUGUCCCUUCUUUGAAGACAUAGAUGCUUUGGUGAGUGUACCGGUUGCUGUUUGGCCAGAUAGCCCAGAGCAGGACACAAUUUUUUGUCUCAUCCAAGGGACAGUGAAGGCAGAGGAGCAAGCUGAAGGGGCAGAAGAGAACCUAGAAGACGAUUCCGAUGGUGAUGAAGAGGAUACUGAGGUACCCCCAGAGGCUGUCCUAACUCGAGCUCCCGUCUUAUUCCAGAGUCCCAGUGGUUUUGAGGCUGGAUUUGAAAAUGAAAAGAAUUCAAAUCAGGAUAUUGAGGAAGUGCAACUGCAUAGGACACUACUUGCAAGAUCUGAAAGAAAAAUUAUUCCACUUCAUAGUCGUGAUAAAGGCAGGAAGAGUGAAUGCAAAUCAGGAAUGUGGGAAAAGACUCCAGGAGAGAGAAGAGGAAAACUGAUAGUCCUAGAGAAGAAUUCAGGAAAAGUCCUAAAGCAUCUAAAACUGCACUUGAGGGAGAGAGCAUACAUCAGUUAUGGCAAAAACUUUGGUGCAAACUCCCACCUCACGUAUCAGAUAUCCCUUCAGAUGAAGAUUCAUAUGAAGUGUGACUGUGGGAAAAACUUCAGUCGUAGUGCACGCCCCAUUAGACACCAGAGAAUCCACACUGGAGAAAAGCCUUGUAAGUGUUCUGAUGGAAAAAGUUUCCAGGACGGUUCAAAUUUCAUCACCCACAGGAGAAUAUACACAGGAGAGACUUAUCAGUGUGGAAAAUGAUUUAAUCAGAGCUCAAGCCUUAUCAUUCACCAGAGAACCCACACAGAAAGAAAGCCUUAUCAAUGUGAACAGUGUGGAAAAAACUUCAAUAAUAGUUCUCAUUAUAAUGCACACUGGAGGAUACACACAGGAGAGAGACCUCAUGUGUGUCCUGACUGUGGGAAGAGUUUCAGUAAGAGUUCUGAUUUACGUGCACAUGAUAAAACCCACACAGGAGAGAAACCACAGGGUGGCAAGUGUUUCAGGAAAAGCUCUGCCCUUAAUAAGCAUUGAGAAAUCUAUACAAGAGAAAAGCUUCUGUCACAGCCAGCACCUAAGUAA
Elephantulus edwardii (Cape elephant shrew) is the source of this 2467-nucleotide messenger RNA. RefSeq names its product zinc finger and SCAN domain containing 29 (gene ZSCAN29). Gene Ontology annotation, molecular function: DNA-binding transcription factor activity, RNA polymerase II-specific; RNA polymerase II cis-regulatory region sequence-specific DNA binding. Lineage: Eukaryota; Metazoa; Chordata; Mammalia; Macroscelidea; Macroscelididae. The record is from RefSeq and is a predicted model, not a curated record. Gene Ontology annotation, biological process: regulation of transcription by RNA polymerase II.